AUGAAAGACAACAAGUUCCAAGGCAGGAUUACAAAUUUGGGAGAAGGAGGUACUAACAUGAUUUCCAUCAUUUCUGCAACAUUUGUAUUCCUCAAGGAGAAGAGUACUUCGAAAAAUCGAAUAAGAAACACUUCGUAAUCCCAGAAGGAGAGAUCAAAUAAUAUAGAGCAUUGGAGAAUUAUUACGAUCAACCCAAGAUAAAUUGAGGUUGAUAGGUUACUCUGUACAAAUGACAUUGAUGGAGCGGUUCCUGGUUCUUUGCAGAGUAAGGCAGUCCGCAAUCAGGAAGUGGCUUAAAAGCUGAGAAUAUAGAGAGAGGAGCAGAGAGCACAAAAAAACAAAGCAUUAUACUAAUCCCAAAUGGAAUAGAGUUAUGAGGAAUAAGAGACCUACUCUCCAAUACCUUAAAGAAAUAAAUCCUAUUCAGUUCAAAUAUCGCCUGUGUAAUAGCAAGAGAUAAAGGCUCAACCCUAUGACUAUAUGAACAAGCCCUUAAAACUCCCUCCGAUUAGUGAUAGAAUCGUGACUUCCACGAAUCCAGCAAACAGUAAACUAUAGCUUCGAGAGAACCCUAAGGUGUUUUUAUCCUAGGAUUAAGAUAAGACUUAGAAGUUGUUAUAGAAGUAACCAGCAUUGAGAUUAUUUGUUUGA
Paramecium tetraurelia is the source of this 651-nucleotide messenger RNA. RefSeq lists its product as uncharacterized. Lineage: Eukaryota; Ciliophora; Oligohymenophorea; Peniculida; Parameciidae. The record is from RefSeq and is a predicted model, not a curated record. The transcript has 2 exons.